Molecule: messenger RNA, 4074 nt
Organism: Suricata suricatta (meerkat)
Lineage: Eukaryota; Metazoa; Chordata; Mammalia; Carnivora; Herpestidae
Gene: CDH20
Product: cadherin 20
Exons: 12
Coding region: 251-3007 (918 amino acids)
Biological process (GO): calcium-dependent cell-cell adhesion; cell-cell junction assembly; homophilic cell-cell adhesion
Cellular component (GO): adherens junction; plasma membrane; catenin complex
Molecular function (GO): calcium ion binding; cadherin binding
Source: RefSeq, a predicted model, not a curated record
ACCGGCCGCCCGGAGAGGUUGGCAGCGAUGUGAGCUGGACGCCCGCCCCGAAGGAGUCUGGACCGAACGUCCCCGGAGAGUCGCCGGCCGUGCCAGGAAGUCAACUUCAGGCAGACGGACUUGAAUCGGGAUCUCAUUUGAGAAGCAUAAGAGUCCAGUAAACGUCAUUCGUUAAUUUUUAUUUGGAAAAUCCUGAAGUUCCGGUGGCUUUAUCAUCCUGUACUUCACUUUCUGAAAACCUGGCAAUCCCAUGUGGACUUCUGGUAGAAUGAGCAAUGCAAAGAGCUGGCUGGGACUUGGCAUGUCCUUGUGUUUCUGGGGAUUGAUGGACCUUACGACCCCCGUCCUCUCCAGCACGCCAACACCGCCAGGCAAGUUAGAAGCACUCCUGUCAGACAAGCCACAGUCACACUCGCGGACAAAGAGGAGCUGGGUUUGGAAUCAGUUUUUUGUUCUGGAAGAGUACACUGGAACCGACCCUUUGUAUGUCGGCAAGCUCCAUUCGGACAUGGACAGGGGGGACGGAUCCAUCAAAUACAUCCUCUCAGGAGAAGGUGCAGGCGUCGUGUUCACCAUCGACGACACCACUGGAGACAUCCACGCCAUUCAGAGGCUUGAUCGAGAGGAAAGGGCCCAGUACACUCUACGGGCUCAAGCCCUGGACAGGCGGACAGGGAGGCCGAUGGAGCCAGAGUCUGAGUUCAUCAUCAAAAUUCAAGACAUCAAUGACAAUGAGCCCAAGUUCCUGGAUGGACCUUAUGUCGCCACUGUGCCAGAAAUGUCACCAGUGGGGACCUCUGUUAUCCAGGUGACAGCCACAGAUGCUGAUGAUCCAACCUACGGCAACAGUGCCCGGGUGGUGUACAGCAUUCUCCAGGGCCAGCCAUACUUUUCUGUGGACUCCAAAACAGGUGUCAUUAGGACAGCUCUCAUGAACAUGGACCGAGAAGCCAAAGAAUACUACGAAGUGAUUAUCCAAGCCAAGGACAUGGGAGGGCAGCUUGGAGGGCUAGCUGGCACCACGACGGUCAACAUCACCCUCUCAGAUGUCAAUGACAACCCACCUCGCUUUCCCCAGAAGCACUAUCAGAUGAGCGUGCUGGAAUCGGCUCCAGUCAGCUCCACCGUGGGCAGGGUGUUUGCCAAGGACUUGGACGAAGGGAUCAACGCAGAGAUGAAAUACACCAUUGUGGACGGAGACGGUGCCGAUGCCUUCGACAUUAACACAGAUCCCAACUUCCAGGUUGGCAUCAUAACUGUGAAGAAGCCCCUGAGUUUUGAAAGCAAGAAAAGUUACACCUUGAAAGUGGAAGGAGCCAAUCCUCACCUAGAGAUGCGUUUUCUGAACCUAGGCCCAUUUCAGGACACGACAACAGUGCACAUCAGUGUGGAAGAUGUGGACGAGCCCCCCAUAUUUGAACCUGGCUUUUACUUUGUGGAGGUUCCUGAGGAUGUGGCCAUCGGAACAACCAUACAGAUCAUUUCUGCCAAGGACCCAGAUGUGACCAACAACUCAAUCAGAUAUUCCAUUGACAGAAGCAGUGACCCCGGAAGAUUCUUCUAUGUCGACAUUACAACAGGUGCCCUAAUGACUGCAAGACCCCUUGAUCGCGAGGAGUUUUCUUGGCAUAAUAUCACAGUGCUUGCCAUGGAAAUGAACAAUCCUUCCCAGGUUGGAAGUGUUUCGGUCACAAUCAAAGUCCUAGAUGUGAAUGACAAUGCUCCAGAAUUCCCCAGAUUCUAUGAAGCUUUUGUAUGUGAAAACGCCAAAGCAGGGCAGGUAAGGCAGUCUGUGUGGUGUGCCCGUUCUUCAGAAAGCGCAGGAGCAGUUGGUGACUGCAUUUCAGAGACAGAAAAGAAAACAGCAAAAGGCGCGAAUCCCAGCCAAAGUGGCAAAAAUAAGCAGUCUGCCACAGCCAAGGAGGCUCGUCAGCACUCCUUUCCGGGAGGCACAGAGCAGCCCCCUGGCCUUGGAAAGCUGCUGAGCGAGAACAGGGACCACAAGUGGCCAGUGACUGCCUCAGGGUUUUGCCUAGAAGCAAGGUCCCUGAAUUCAAAUGCCCAUCUAGACAAACCAGAAGUGGCUGUCACUAAAUGCCUCCAGGGAAUGUAUGACCACCCCCAGCUGGCCAUCCCCCCUCCCAGCCCUGCCCCCCUGCUUUCCUCAGUCCGAGAAAUUAAUUCCCGCGUUGGUUCUGCCAGUUUCUUGCUCUCCCGGUUCUCAAUCCUGGAAUCCCUGUCGUCUGCAGAUAACACUGCCCGGGUCCUCACCAGGCGGUCGGGCUUCCGGCAGCAGGAACAGAGCGUCUUCUUCCUGCCCAUCCUGAUGGCGGACAGCGGGCAGCCGGCGCUGAGCAGCACGGGCACGCUGACCAUCCAGGUGUGCAGCUGUGACGACGACGGCCACGUGCUGUCCUGCAGCCCUGAGGCCUACAUGCUCCCGGUCAGCCUGAGCCGGGGCGCCCUCAUCGCCAUCCUGGCCUGCAUCUUUGUCCUCCUGGUGCUGGUGCUGCUCAUUCUGUCCAUGCGGAGGCACCGGAAACAGCCGUACAUCAUCGACGACGAGGAGAACAUCCACGAGAACAUCGUCCGCUACGACGACGAGGGCGGCGGCGAGGAGGACACCGAGGCCUUCGACAUCGCGGCCAUGUGGAACCCGCGGGAGGCGCAGGGGGGAGGCGCCCCCAAGACGCGGCAGGACAUGCUGCCCGAGAUCGAGAGCCUCUCCCGCUACGUGCCUCAGACGUGCGCCGUGAGCAGCACGGUCCACAGCUACGUGCUGGCCAAGCUCUACGAGGCCGACAUGGACCUGUGGGCCCCGCCCUUCGACUCCCUCCAGACGUACAUGUUCGAGGGGGACGGCUCUGUGGCCGGGUCGCUGAGCUCCCUGCAGUCGGCCACUUCGGACUCGGAGCAGAGCUUCGACUUCCUGACGGACUGGGGGCCCCGCUUCCGGAAGCUGGCGGAGCUCUACGGGGCGUCGGAGGGGCCGGCGCCCCUGUGGUGACGGAAGCCGGGAGGCGGGCGCGCGUCCAAACCUAGACGUUCUCGGUGGACGCUCGCCGUGCGCGCAGCCAACCCCACGAGCAAUACUGUGCCGGAGAGCGAGAAGGGGGUGAGCGGCGAAGGGGACUCUCUCUGGAUCAGCUUUACUUGGUUACAUUAAGUUCUCAACAGGAAACACAGGAAGAGGGGGGCAGUAACUCCAAUUACUUUUCUUUUCUUUGUCCUUUUUUCUUUUGAAUUUUUGCGACCCUGGGUGCAAGGGCUUGGAGCCCAAGGUUAGGUUAUGGCGGGCCUUGGUCCCUUGGCCACCCGCUAAGAAUUUCUGGUCUUACAUACACAGGUGGCGACUGAAAGAAAGUUUGACUCUUGUAUCCUUUUCUUUCUCUAUUUUCCUUUUUUUUUUUUAAUCUUACUUUAUUUUCCAUGUAAGAGUUUUGCUGGCUCAUCAAACCGCACAAACCAACCCACACAAAAGAACACUGAAAAAUUGUUAUUCGGUGAAAUUAACCUACUUGUCCUGGGAUGGAUGGAAUGUCUUCGAACCCUUUUGAGACAAGGUUAAGGCGAAUCGGCCUUGCAUGAUGGGUGGGUGGGGGAUGGGAGAAGAAGAGGCAUUGACUUUGUGCUCAAGUUUAAAGGCUGAACCAAGAGUUGUUGGCAUUAGGAUGACUCCAACUCCAUCAAGUUAGAGUGCCCUGUUUCCUCGGCUCUUUAACUGUGCCCCUGCAAAAUUGUUCAGAAUGAAACCAGAAAAUCUGCCUCUUUUGCACUGUAGAUGUCUCUUCCAUGUGCCAAAUGUGAAGAUUAGAUGCUACAAAUGAAAGCCAAAUAAAAAGAAGUAUCUGAUAAAAGCAUGGGUUAGAGGGCUUUCCUAAUCUGUGUGAGGUCAAUCCAAGGGAUGUUUACAUACUGUAGAUAACCUACUUGAACAAAAAUCAGUAUUAUAGAAAAUAAAUGGAUGUAAGAAAAUUACAUGUAUAAGUUUUGUAUAUUUGUUAAUAAUUUUGGUAAUAAAUAUGAUGUACUGCAUCUCAGUACCCUAGCACUUCUUUUAAUAAAAGCUAAAUA